This is a messenger RNA of Cynoglossus semilaevis (tongue sole), 9886 nucleotides long. It is a transcript of the gene crybg1a, whose product is annotated as crystallin beta-gamma domain containing 1a. Gene Ontology annotation, molecular function: structural constituent of eye lens. The record is from RefSeq and is a predicted model, not a curated record. Gene Ontology annotation, biological process: lens development in camera-type eye; visual perception. NCBI's taxonomy places the organism in Eukaryota, Metazoa, Chordata, Actinopteri, Pleuronectiformes, Cynoglossidae.
CUACGACCAGAUGAGCGUGACGACUGAAUGCAGUUUCCAGACGGAGUCGGACUGGGACCCUCAGUCGGAGGCUGCCUCCGUGAUGAGCUUCGACAUGUCUCAGCCGUACACCCCCACCUCACCCUCCAGGUCCUUCAAGAGUUCGGAGGAGAAGCGGGGAGUGUUGGACCGCAUCAGCAGCUUCUUCACUAAGAGGAAGAAGAGCAGGAACAGUUCCGAUGCCUCCAGCGGGGCCUGCUCCCCAACGUCGCCCCCGUCCACCUCAGGGUCACCGGGUCUCUGUGAGGAAGAGGAUGGACUGAAGACCCCCACCCCUUCACGAAAAGACGGGCCGUGGGGCAGAGCGGCGGGGGGAGACGCCCUCAGCCGCAGCUCCACUCCCAGUGGGAUUUCCCUGACGACCACCGAGGCGGAGCUCCCGUUCGCAGACAGUGACAGCAGCGGUCGGGGCAGCGUGAGGGAGGUCUACGUCGAUGGGUUCGGCAAAACCAAAAAAGAAGGGAAUUCUGGGAGGGUCACUCCCACCACCCCCAUAACGGAGUUGAACUCGGGAAUAGGCUUCGCAGAGUCGGUGGUGGAGGAGGUGAACAAGAAGCUGCACGUUCAGCUGGAGGAGCGCAUCCUGACCGACAGCGAGGGUCACCGCGAGGAGUCCCCCGUCAGCGCCACCACCCUGAUGACGUUCGUAGUCCCUUCGUCCCAGACCCCCGACAGUCCGAGGUCCCCCAACCUCACGUCCAUCUCUUUAACUUCAAAGAAAACCUCGGUGAAAGUGGGCGGGAACGGUCACAGCAGCUCGCUGACGGGAAUACGGUUGGGGUCACAGUCGUCCGCGCCAACAGCCGCCGACGCUGUUCACCAGGUCACCAGGACUCCUUCACCUGAGAAGGGGGAGGAGAGACCCAGGAGCGACUCUCCCGUCCAACUGCACAGAGCCAUCUGGGUGGAAACACACCUGGGUGAGGAAGACUGGGAGGGGGAGGAGGGGGAGGGUGAGAGGGCGGGGGAGGGUGAGAGGGCGGACUCACCUCCUGUGUUGGCCGUACCUGUAACAGUAAUCCCUGAGGAGGAACCUGUCAGUCGCAGCCCUGCGGACAGUCCUGCCCCCCCCACCGAGGGCUUCCUGUCAGGAACAGCCAGCCCCUCGGCCGAGUCUGCGGGGGAGUGUCUGGGAGACUCACCUCACCCGCAGGAGCCCGGCGCCGCCGCGGACCUAAAGAAGAGUUUAUCAGAGAAACGCAGAGCAAAAGAAAAUCGCGUCACACGGAAAACUGUGAAUCUGCCGUCGAAGCACAGGCUGCAGGAGCGGAGCGUGGCUCUGGACACGGAGACGGAGACGGAUUCGACUGCAGAGACGUCACCGACACCACAGGCCACGCAACGUCCAGGUCUGAGCGGUGACAACGAUGCUGAAGUCCAGGAAACCAAGCUCAGGUCUGCGUCCACCACAGAGGACCAUGCGCACGGUGACACCAGCGACCGUGGGAAUUUAGUCAAGGACAGGACUGACUCGGAGUGCUCGGACUUCGAUGACCCCUCCGCGACCUCUGACAUGUACAAACCUAAACCACAGGUCUUGGCGUCUGGGAGAGGAGAGUCCCACCAGACCACCGCCACCAAACGAACGACCAAACUCGUCACCAAGACCGCGUCUUCUGCAGCCGGAAGCAGAGUCUGCGGCGUCUCGGCGAAGACGACCGUCUCCACGGACGGCGCCAGAAUCUCUGCCACGACCACAAAGGACCAGAGUUCCCCCGGCUCAGAGAGCACCAAGUCCAAAAUCCCUAAAAGGACCCCGUCGGACUCUGAGGUUAGAUCAACGCUGACGCCUGAUAAGGCAACGCUGACCAACGACUCGUCCAAACUACAGACGCCGUCCAAGACCAAAGACUGCAGACCACUGACCGUCACAACCAGAGUCGCCAGGAAGACCAGUUCUGAGGAAACCAAGGAGGACAAAUCCCCGUCAGGAGAACCUUCUCCAACCAAGAACACGUACAGAAAGGUAACCAGGCCAAAGGAAAAGUCCAGUGAGGACACCAGUGUCUCCGGUGUCCCGGGACGGGACGUUAAAGCUCCUGAGAAGGAGAGUGUCCACGUGAAGAAACUGCCCCACGCCCCCCCAGACAACACCUCAAAGAGCCGGUUGCCCAUUUCAUCUCCAACAAGGAAGAGUAGUGAAGAAGCAGCUCAUGUUAACGUCAGUGUCCACAGAAGACCUCCGUCUGUCCAACCAGACGCAGAGAAGGUCCAGAGGACUUCCUACAAACAGGAAGUGGCACUUGGAGCUGGACGUGGUGGAAACGUCUCCUCACUGCUGCCGGAGACGUCCACGAAAGGUGGUAAGUUGUCGCCACGGCAACCGAAACCGUUGAAGAAACCCCCUGAGGAGAGGGAGUGUGAACCAGAGAAGACCAGCAGGUCGUCCAAACCCACGGAGAACGUCAGGCUGCAGCAGAAGAGUCCAGUGAAGGAGGCAGGAGAACCGCCGUCCCCCGGGAGCAGACUCCCAACCCUGGGUCAGAGGUCGUCCAGCAAGGUCAAAGUCAGGAACCAUCCUCCGUCACUGAGUGGGGGCGCUGUAAACACGUGGGACUCGGGCCAGAACUGUGACACCAGACCGUCCGAUGGUCCAGGUGAAGCAGGUGAAGCCAGGUUGAUCCUGGAGGGAGGGAAGAACGAGACCAAACAGUCCAGGACCAAAGAGCUACGGCUGGGAGGAAAGAAGAAGAUCCAGUCAGAACCUCCGCCGUCCCACCACCAGGACGUCGCGCUCACAGUAAAUGUUCAGGUCGAUGGUGCACCAGUAGACACCGAGGUCACCAACACUGAGGCGGACUCUCAGGAGGUUUCAGCCGAGAGCGAUGACAUCACACAGGAGCGGCGCCGACCACAGACGUCCGUGGAAGGAGAGAACUGUUCAACAGACACCGUCUGUAAUCUGACACCAGGUCUAAUCCAGGAGAACAAACCAGUCCCUGCAGCCGCUGGCACCGUACCAGCCCCGCAGGAUGGAACCGAUACAUCGGUCCAACCUGUGGUGGAUGACGCCACCUGCUGUGAUGUAACGCCCGACUCUAAUGAGCGCAGUGAGGUCACUGCGGCACAAACACGGCCCACAGGCGUUUUCAAAGACCAAGAAAUGAAGUUGGGGGACAGAGCUGAAGCCCCGCCCACUGCCCCGAUUGGACCGACUCCUGUUACUGAAGAAAAACUCCAGAAUGACUCGGAGAGAAAGAUCGGAAAAGACAGACCGUCACCCACUGAGGCCGCCGUGAAACCAGCGGCUCUGGAACUUCACACAGAGACUGGAAGUGUUUGUCAGUUUCCCAGGAAUGUUGAAAAUCAAACAGACAAAGAGCCUCUUUCACUGGGAGGAAACUCUGACAGAGCCGAGGACUCACAGAGCAGCAGCAGGGAGGAACACGUGGCCAUAAGUACCGAGGCUGAGCUCACAGAACCGCAGGAACAAUGUGGUCCUUCAUCAGAACUGGACCAUCUUCAGUCUGAUGAGAAGAAGAAGGAACAAACAGGAGAGAAGAGGACGGAGGAAGACCAUGUAUCCAAACCUAGUGUGGUCUCCACGGACCAUGAGAACAGGGAGGAGAAGGUCCAGCUGAUGGUGGUACCGAUGCUGAACAGUACUCAAGAGUCCAAACCACUGACUGAGAAUAAAGUCAAAAAGAGCCAGACGGAGGAGGAGGAGGAGGAGGAGGACAGUCUUAGCCAAGCGCCACAGAUGGAAGCCAACAGUACUACACCACAGGAAGUCACAGAGGAGGUCAACGGUACCAGUGAUUCAAAGUCAAACAGAGUCGUCACGCAGAUGUCCAGAGGGAAGGACAAACCCGCCCAUGGUCCACUGGAGAACCUUCCUUCAGAAUUGAAAAGCUCCUGCAAAAAAGUAAAAGACGUGACAAGGUUGGAGGGUGAGGAACCUCCAGGUGAUGUUGAGGAACUCAAGGAAGUUCAAACACCAGGGAUGGAGGACACCAGUACUGAAGAACAGGACGGCACAGAGCAGGAGGACCACGGUACCAGUGACCUGCAGGAAAGACGAGCUCCAGAAGCUACGACCUCUGGAGACGAGGACAGACCAGCUGAUGGUUUACUGGAGGACUCCUCAACACCCCCCACCACAGCAGAGCAGGAGACCGACACCCAGAGACUGAAGGAGGACCGUGCUGUAGGAAUUCAACCCUCGAUCACGAGACCUCAGGAUGUUAGAGAAGAGGAGGACGGACAGACUGACGAGGAUGAGAAGAACCAGACCUCGGAGAUACCGGUCCUGAGAGCUGAAAUACAGGAAGUCAAAGAGGAGGGAGAUGAUCAUGGUGCUGAUCUGAAGGAAGACCAGAGUCCAGAGACUGAGACACAGGAUCUACUGGAGAACCUUCCUUCAGAAGUUAAAGCUCAAAGUUCAAACGAACAGAUCUGUGGAGAAGAACAGGAGAUGUUAGAGGAAAACCAAUCUCCAGAGAUGGAGGUCCAAACUGCUGGAAUACAGAAACCUGAAGAGGAGGAAGGCAGUCACGCCAAGGUAAAGGAACUCCAAACUCCAGAAGCUGAGACUUCUGGGAAGGAGGACACACACCAUCUACUGGAGAACCUUCCUUCAGAGGUUAAAGCCAAAAGUUCAAAAACAGAAACAUCUGGAGAAGAUCAGGGAAAUAUUACUCAGUAUAUUACUCAAGUCAGAGAGGAAGAAGGAAAACCUCCUGGUGUCGUUGAGGAAAGUUCUACGAUGGAGUUCAAAUCUGAAAAUGCUGGAGGACUGGAGGUGACAGAGAAGCUGGACGACAACACCACGGACCUAAAGGAGAACAAAGCUACGGCUGCUGGACAGAUGGACGCACCAGCUCAGACGGAAAACGUCACUACAGAGACAAAAGUCAAGAGUUCCGAUUUGGAGAUUCGUGGAGACGAGCAGCAGAUGGAUACUGAUGGUGAGAAGGUGAAGGUGAAGCAGGAUCCAGAAAUCCAAACCAGGACGGACGUUGGUACAGACACGAAGGACAAAGACGUUUCUGCUGUCAGUGAACUCCAAACAUCUGAAGCCACAGACACCGGCGUUCCAGAGGCGACAGGACAGACGGGCGGACGUAGGAGUGAGGACGUAGAGGAACGUCAAUCUGCAGUCAAAACCACCAGCACAAAGGUACAGGAAACUGUGAAGAAAGAAGCUCCAGAAAAGAAACCCAGAAGAAUCAAAAAACAGAAAGACGUCAAGGAACCAAAAGACACAAAGACUAAAACCCAGGACGCUGAGGAAGACGGGGACACGGAUGUCCAGGAGAAAGACUCUACAGGAAUAAAAAAGGUUGCAGGUUUUCAGGGAGACAACAUUUCACCAGAGGAGGCUCCAGUUAAAUCUAAGGUCAACACUGGAGUCCAUCAGAAGACGGCGCCACCUAAUGGUGACCACCGUACAUUUAUGGAAAAGACCUUGGAAGGUGUUCACGAAGUGGUUGAUCAAAUACAGGAAAUUGACUCACGAAAACAUCCAGAAAAACAAACGACACCAGAGAGCCGAGACUCUGACACUGUAACCAUGGCAACAGACGUUGACGUUCACCGAGACCAGAGAAACAUUGACAACAGGGGCGGACCAGCGGGGCGUGAAGGUCAAACCUCUGAGGUGAAGACGGUGAAUAUUAAAGUGAUCGAAGAAGAGGAGACGACGGUGAAGAACCUGUACAGACAUGAAAAGACCCAACCUCCAACUGUGGACGCUGACGUGAAUGACCUUCACCUGGACCAAAGUCUGGUACAGGGGGAUGAGGACCAAGAUAAAGAAGAGCGGGACAGACCCACGGAGUCUGAAGAUCAAAACCAGUUCUCAGACCGUGAAACAGAAACAGACAAAAAGACUGAACCACAGGCGUCUCCAAACAGGUCUGAAGACCAGAUCGGUACCAUGUCCAACUCCACAGACCAGAGGCUUGAAAUGAACAAACACCAGGUGAAGACAAUGAAAGAGAUAGAGGGAAAAACAGAAUCUAAACACUUGGAUUCAAACCUUCAACCUAAACUAGAAGACACAAACACAGGCACUGUUGAGAGGACGAGUGAAGGACGAAGGACUGCAGAACUCACUGAAGACAGAACUAACACAACGUUAGAAAAGACUGAAGUUGAAAACCAUCUCAGUUCAAGUCUCAGUGACAUCACGCGGCCAAUCACUGAGCUGGAGAACAAACAGGACAAGAUGGGACGCCGUGCUCAGGAAUCGAAGAGUGAGGAUGGAACCAAGGAUUCUCCAGUGACGACUUUGCCAAAAGACGCUGCGUUUCUGAGUAUUGGUGACCAAAAAGACCAAACGUCCACGGUCCUCAAGGACGGACAUGAGGACAACAGGAAACCAAAGGACUUCACUGGUCUGUCCACAGACCUCAAAGCUCCAGACGGCGUCCAACAGCAGGAAACAAAGACUGAAUUGAUGGGAUGGACAGAAGAAACUGUUGACAUUCAACUAAAUCAAAAAAUCCAGGUUAGAAAAAGUCGAGCUGAACAAGAAGAUCUGCUAAAAACCAGUGUGAACAAAACAGACGUCAGGGAAAAGUCAAAAGACGACAAAGACGUCAAAGCAGUUAAAGAAGUUAGUGUAGAAAAGACAAAGACUGUCCCCGAGUCCAAGAGACACAAAGAAGGCUUCAAAGAAAAACAGAAACCUUUACGGUCAGGUGGCAGAUCAGGGGUAUCGUUUAGAGAAAGUUCUCAAAGUCCACAGCCGAACAAAGAAUCUCCGUCCAGUUGGUUGGACGUAGAACAUCAUCACAAACAGAAGAAGGAACACAAGAAACGUCCGGAGGCCUCCGCCAGCGAGGACGAGUCCCUGGAACCCGACGACUACGAGGAUUUCAUUAGGAGCAUCAAGGAAGGCGGAAUUCCUUUCUCACUACCUCCAAAGAGGCACGUCCAACGGAAGUCCCACUCUCCGCCCUUCGCCAUGCCGGCCAUCAAAGAAGAUCACUUUGAGAAAACCUUUGAUCCGGAGGAAUUCCAGUUUGGCCUGAGGAAAAACGGAAAGAUAUUCCAGGACCCUUCGCCAGCUAUGGUCAUAAAACGAAACGCAGCCAACAGAGAGGGACGGACGCUGGACAAACGUGCUCGGGAGAAAGCCCUUGCCGCGCUUGAUGACGUGUUUGACGAGGGGGGAGGAAGUCCCGAAGAGAAAGGUGACCUGAACAACGGGGAGGAACCUGUGAAGUUGACAUCAAGACUUGGACGGAUAUCCAUUCUGUCCAGCCUGAUGAGUUCCCCCAGGAAAACCAGGGAGGAGAAUACCCCCCCCUCUGAUGCCUCUCCUUCAAACCACCAACAACCGUCCAAGCAGGCUGUUGAUUUACUGCCACUGGGCUCAGAGGCAGAGAAGGAGGGUGUGAAGGGUAGUGAUCAAGGCUCAGUCUUGGUUGGUAGUAAAAGUGUAACUAAUGACUUAGCGCUAAGCCCCGCCUCCCCUCCUCCCCUUCCCCCUCCCUUCCCCACAUUCUCAGAGGUGAAGCUUCCAGAUCACUUGGAGAAAUACCUCAAGAGGAACAAAAGAGGAGCCGAAGCUUCCCAGGGUUCCACAGCAACUGCACGGAAUACUGACAUGGACGGGGCCCUGACGUCGGAACCCCCCAGGGUGGACGUGGUCCUGCAGGGACCGCCCCCCUCUGCAGGGCCCCAAAAAAAAAACCACAGCCAAAAGAAAAGUCGGGCAGGACAUUCUCUGAGUAAGAAAAAGGUGCCUGCAGUGAGAGGAGUCCACAGACGACCUGGGAAGAUCGUCAUCCAUGAGCGCGCUCAGUUUGAAGGACAAACAUCGGAGUUCUACUGUGACGUAGAGGACGCUACCAUGUUCAACUUCUCACCCGUCAUCUCCGUCAGAGUCAUCAGAGGAUGCUGGCUCCUGUAUGAAAAGCCUGGUUUUCAGGGCCGGGUCAUUGCCCUGGAGGAAGGACCCACUGAGCAGAUCGUAAACAUCUGGGCAGACGAGGAGACGCCGACCCUGACCCCGACCCUGACCCCGACCCCGACCCCUCUGGACCAGAACGCUCAGCCUGUUCCAACAGCACCAGUGGUCAUCGGGUCGAUUCGACUGGCCGUUAGGGACUACAGUCUGUCCAGGAUAGAUCUGUUCUCUGAGGUGAACGGUUUGGGGAGGAUGUCGUCGUUCUGUGACGACACCGUGGAGCUGGGCUCGUACGGGAUCCCUCAGACCACCGGGUCCAUCAGGGUCCACUCAGGAGUCUGGCUGGUUUACACCGACCCAGGCUUCGCAGGUCUGAUAGGAGUGCUGGAGGCGGGGGAGUACCCCUGCCCUGAGGCCUGGGGCUUCUCCGAACCCUUCGUCGGCUCACUGAGACCCCUGAGAACGGGUGUCAUCAGGGUGGAGCAGCCCCACGAAGUCAAGGCUCUUCUGUUUGAGAAGCCCAACUUCGAUGGAGCGUGUGUGGAGGUGGACGACCUGGUGUACGGUCUGCAGGAAAUCCAAGAAGACCAGACGUCCCUGUCCUCGGUGGGCUCCAUGAAGAUCCUCAGUGGACUUUGGGUCGGUUACCAGGAGGCCGACUUCGAGGGUCAGCAGUACGUCCUGGAGGAGGGUCACUACCCUCACUGGACGGACUGGGGCGGAACUGAGGCUGGGCUCCUGUCACUGCGGCCCGUCUGCACCGAUUUUCAGUCUCCUCACAUCAAACUCUUCACGGAGCAAAACUACAAGGCGCUGGGGCUCAACGUGGGGCUGCUGGGCCCGGUACUGAACAUGGGGGAGAUCAGCCACGGCACCAAGACCCAGUCGGCCAACGUCCUGAGUGGAGUCUGGGUGGCGUUUGAGAAACCUGGGUUCAGUGGAGAACUCUACGUUCUGGAGAAAGGUCUGUACGCCAACCCUGAGGACUGGGGGGCCCACGACUUCAAGAUCUCCUCCAUCCAGCCAGUCUUCACGCUGGUCGGAUCUUCACGAUUCAAGCUGCAGCUCUACUCCGAGCCAGACUUCCAGGGAAGACAGGUGGCGCUGUUGGAGAGCACAGCAUCUCUGGACGAAAACUUUGUGCCCAAAUCCUGCAAAGUCCAGUCUGGGAGCUGGGUGGCGUACGAGGGCGCUGCGUUCACAGAGAACCUGUACGUCCUGGAGGAGGGGGAGUACCCCAGUCCUGGGUCCAUGGGUCUGCUGUCCUCAGCGUCGGUCAUCCGCUCCAUCCAAACCACUGGACACGAACAGUCCCUGCCCUCCAUCGUCCUGUUCAGUAAGGUGGGCUGCAGUGGUCGCAGGACGGCGUUGAACAGUGAAGCGGUGAACCUGCAGCAGGCCGGCCUCAACACACGCGUCCACUCUGUGCUGGUGGACGGAGGAAUGUGGGUCCUGUACGAGGGCAGUAACUUCCGAGGUCGGCAGCUGUUCCUCCGUCCCAGUCAGGUGACAGACCUCUGUCAGCUGAUUGGCUGGCAGCAGAUCGGAUCCCUGCGGCCUUUGCUUCAGAAGCAGAUCUACUUCUGUCUGCGGAACCGAGGCACCGGCGGCGUGAUGUCACUGACUGGAACUCUGGACGACAUCAAGCUGAUGAGGAUUCAGGCCGUGGAGGAGACCGGGGGGGUGGAGCAGGUCUGGCUCUACCGGGACGGACAGCUCGUCUGCAAGAUGCUGGAGGACUGCGUGCUGCAGACCUCGGGGCCUGUGGUUCUGGCCGGCACCCGACUCUGUAUUACCCCAGACGGAGGCAGGGAGGGGCAGCUGUGGAGCAUCACCCCCGACGGUCUGGUCCGCUGCCACUUUAACCCUGACCUGGUGCUGGAGGUCAAAGGCGGUAAACAGUUCGACAGGAACCAGGUGAUUCUCAACACGUUUGAGGAGAAGAAGCUGAACCAGAGGUGGAGCGUGGAGCUUCUGUGAGAACUGUUA